Molecule: messenger RNA, 3491 nt
Organism: Manduca sexta (tobacco hornworm)
Lineage: Eukaryota; Metazoa; Arthropoda; Insecta; Lepidoptera; Sphingidae
Product: potassium channel subfamily K member 1
Exons: 5
Coding region: 415-1614 (399 amino acids)
Biological process (GO): potassium ion transmembrane transport; stabilization of membrane potential
Cellular component (GO): membrane
Molecular function (GO): potassium ion leak channel activity
Source: RefSeq, a predicted model, not a curated record
GCCCACAGACGGUCAGUUAGUCACAGGGCGUAGUGUAGGACAGUCGCUAUUCCAUUAGUUAAAAAGUUAAGGCGUCCGCCAUAUUUAAUUUCUCACGCGAUCCAACUAAAAUGCAUCAAAAUGGUGAUACUCAAACUUGAAAAUUGUCGUCGUGAUACGAAUGUGACGGAGAUAUUCGCGUUGUUUUUCGAACCUAAUCAUCCUAAACGUUUCUUCAAGUACAGUUGACCAAGAUCCCUGACGUUCCGGGAUUUUCGGUUUGUGUUUCGGAACUGUGUGUGACUGUAUACAAGCCGAUUUAGGACAAUCCGCGCUCUGUGUUUUUGAAUUUAGAAUCAUGAACAAUCUUUUUUGAAUAUAUUAUUUAGAUACUUUUUAAUUUGAAACUUUUUGACGGUGAAUUAAAUUUAAAAAAUGGAGAAGCCAAAGUAUACACGUAUACAGUCUUACGGGAGCAUGUGUUCUGGUAGAAGCGACGACGACAUGACUGUUCACAGUCAGUUGUUUCCUUAUCCGAAGAAAAUGGUCGUUGAAAGGGAAAUUUUGUACGAAGAAGAGAAUCCGCCAUUCCAACCGCUCUUUGCGACUACCCGCCUUUUCGGAAAGGCGAGGUUUACCUGCUUGCUGCUGAUCUACGUGGUGUUCUAUACGGCCUACUUGGUUUCGGGUGCUCUGGUGUUCUCGGCGUUGGAAGCACCGCUAGAGAACCAGAUCAGAUUGGAUGUCAUCAGAGCCAAAACAGACUUUAUGAUGCGCCAUCCAAACAUCACAGAUGACGACUUGGAAGCGUUGCUCGACGAGGUGGUGCGCGCGAGCAACCGUGGCGUGUCUGCGUCGCGGAACGUGAGCGGCGGACCCAACUGGAGCUUCGGACAGUCGCUGUUCUUCUCAUCUACUGUCGUUACCACUAUUGGCUACGGGCAUGUAACACCGCUCUCGAAGCCGGGCAAGUUGUUCUGCAUGGUGUACGCUCUGCUCGGGAUACCGCUGACGCUGGUGCUGCUCUCGGCGCUGGUGGAGCGGCUGCUGCUGCCGGCCACGGCGAUGCUGCGCGCACUCAACGCCUCCCUCGGACAUCUGUACCGACCCUUCACCAUACGGCUGGUGCAUCUGUCUAUUAUUGUGAUGACUCUGGUAGUAUUCUUCCUGGUGGUGCCGGCGUGUGUGUUCGCCUACAUGGAGCCGGAAUGGGACUUCCUGGACUCGUUCUACUACUGCUUCAUAUCACUCACCACCAUCGGCCUGGGAGACUACAUACCUGGAGACUCGCCUGGCCAGCCCUACCGACCCUUCUACAAAGUUGCCACUACUUUCUACUUAAUCAUCGGCCUGACAUUCCUAAUGCUGACCCUGACGGUAUUCUACGACAUCCCGCAACUGAACCUGAGCACCGUGUUCUCAUCGGUCAAGCUUGACGAAGACCCUGAGAAGAUGCGCCUGAGUGGAUCCGGCGUGAUGGGCCCCGGGUACGGCAUCGGCGGGCUGGUGAUGCGCGACGACUACAACCACCACGACCAGCGCCGCUCCGUGGUCCAGAUCCGGCCGCACCUGGACGACAGCCCCAGCCCCGAGGACACCACCCCCGUCCACGCCAGGGACAUGCGGGUCCACUAAACGAGCUUCAUAGUCCGGCUCCUAAACGGUUGGUGCUAAGGUCACGGAACUAUCUCGAAUGUUCCCCGAACGGAUCUAUCGUGUGAAUUUAAAAUUCCAUAUUUCUAUGUGUUGUAGUUAAGUUGUGGCUAUGUAAUGAAUCGGUGUGUUUGAUUUUGUAAAAAUGUAAUAGAGCACGGAUCGUUUUGUUUAGUUUUAAGUAUUUGCAAUUUGCGUUUGUUUUCAUGUUGACUACCGUCCUUAAAGUUUCAUUGAUAAAAUCGAAAUUUGCAUUUAACGUUUCGAAAGCUCAGUUGAUAAAACUAACGUAUUCACCAAAGUGAAUCGUGUUUGAAAUAAGACUGACGAACUUUAUCAAAUUUUCACUCUUUUCUAAAUUUAUUUUAUACUUUGAAAUAUUUACCUACCGCGCGAAAACAUGGCGGACGAAUUUAAACCUAUGACGAAUAUGUAACAUUUCAACAGACUGCCUAAAAUGUCCUAUAUGUAUACGUUUUACACACGUCUAAACAUUAAGAAUUUUCAAAAACAUACACCGUCUCCUAAUAUAUCGAAAUCAUAUCAAAAUCAAAAAUAUUAUAACUUAAUUCUUCAAUUGGCAACAUUAACGAAAUAAUACCAAGCAAAAAGUUAUUGGUUUUCUAUUUUGAAAUAAAAAUAUUCUUAAGUACUUAACAAUGCAUAAUAAAGUAAUUAAAACAGAUAACCCUAAAGCAAAGCAGAUUAUAAAUAAUGUAUUAAAAAUGUAUCAAAAUGUCUUUAGUAUUUUUAAAUAGUGGUGGAUGCGAUAAACAAUAUAAUCGAUUCUAAUAUCAAUAUAAAUGUUUUAUUCGAGUUCAAAACUAGUGUAAAGUAUGACGUAUCAAUUAUGUGUGAUAGAUGACCAAUAAUUUAGUAGUUUCAUUGGAUUAUAUAAAAAUAUAAAGAUAUAUCUUACAUAGUAUAAAGCCCUUAUAAAAAUAUUAUAAACACUCAAAUGUAAUUUGGAAAAUUAUAUUAGAUUCUAUUCUAUAAAUGGUAGAGAAAAUAAAUUAUGCUAUAUUAAGAAAAAUAAUAUUGUACCUAUCUGUAGACGUAAAUGCAUAUUGAAGUGUAAAUUCCAAUUUAAAGUUUCAAAAUCACAAUUUGCAACAUCUUUAUAAUAUCUCUGAUCAAAACACUAUCACGUUUAAUUUUCUUUCAUUGAAAUAAUGUCAUUUUUUUUUGCAAAUAGUUCAUUCCACGGCUGUGAAUUAAUUUUAAAAAUAAAAUUUAUGUUUUGUUCAUUAAUAAUUAUUUUCAAUAGAAACGUAAUGACAAUAUAAUCACUUAUGAAACGAUUAUUAUAAUGGUAUUUUAUUAUUAUUUUUAUACUCAAUUAUUGGCGAUAAGUAAGUAUAUUUUUAUUUCAUCAGAUAAUCAAAUAUUUACCUAUCUUUUAGUUUCAAGUUUUAUUGUACAGGAACGUUUCAGAUUAUCACUAUCAACAUAUACGAACUAUCUGAAUAUUAAUAUAAAAGUAUUGUAGACAACCUUGAAAAAAUAUGAUUUAAUGCUUAUUACAAGAAUAGACACUUCUUUAUGUGUUGUUCUGCUAUCUAUAUAACUUUAGAAUGCUGAGCAAAAAGAUUUUAACAGAUUCGCUCCAUUGUUUUCAUAUUUUUUCAACGUUGAUCUAUCAAAAAUAUAUUGAAUGUUAGAAUGAAAUGAAAUAUCUAUGUGUAAGUAAAAUAAGCUUGUACUCUUAUUCAUAUGUUUCCAUAAUCGAUGUAUUAAAACAAAUAAUAGUUGUUAGUGUGUAGUGCGUAGUUUACAACACGGAAUGCCUUGGAUGGAUAUAGUCAUAAUACACAUCUGUAUCUGAAAAUAAUUCGUAAAUAAAUCAGCUUGAAAAUGUA